This is a messenger RNA of Microthlaspi erraticum, 390 nucleotides long. The record is from the annotation of a GenBank genome assembly. NCBI's taxonomy places the organism in Eukaryota, Viridiplantae, Streptophyta, Magnoliopsida, Brassicales, Brassicaceae.
AUGACGCCGAGUACCGUGAGCAUCGAUUGUAGAUAUCACAAGGUGCAAACUUUCCCGAGCAUGCCUAUACACUUGGCUGGUACAAUCGUGGGCACCAUCAAUGGGAAAAUAUAUGUAACUGGAUAUUGCAAUAAUGACUUUAAGAAGGUUACGAUGGUAGUGUUCAGAAACACAAAUGUGGGAGCCAGAGAUUAUAAAGCCAGACAUGGAGUUAGGUCUCAUGCUAAACUCACUUACAAGGAGAGUACAUGGGGAACAGACGAGAUGCUAAACUCAAAGAUGUGGGUGGGAUGGUGUGCUGAGAUUUCACUGGAAAGAAGACAAGGAGGGGAGGUUUGGGGUAAAUUGAGUGGUGUGAUCAGAUUAUGGUUCCUGAGAAUCUUCUCUUGA